This is a messenger RNA of Anastrepha obliqua, 691 nucleotides long. RefSeq names its product ADP-ribosylation factor-like protein 16. The record is from RefSeq and is a predicted model, not a curated record. The transcript is spliced from 3 exons. Bases 40 to 675 code for a protein of 211 amino acids. Gene Ontology annotation, molecular function: GTP binding; GTPase activity. Lineage: Eukaryota; Metazoa; Arthropoda; Insecta; Diptera; Tephritidae.
CAAAAAAGGUAGCUUUUCGUUAAAGUGUAUGAAAGUAAAAUGGAUUCGGGGUUUAUUAGCCAAAUGUCCUGUAUUUGCGUCGGGCCAAAACGUGCUGGGAAAACACAACUUUUGAAGGCGUUAGAAAAUCCAAAAUCAAUCGACGAAACCACUUAUUCCAUGCCGACGAAUGGCACAAAUAUUUUUACAAUUAAUCUUCCAACAAAAGCUUUAAAUGUUUCAAACCCAGCUCAAAAAACUCAGACGGAACAAUCGGUGGACAAGAACGGUAAAGAUACAUCCGACGCAACAGUACCACGCCGCAAGCAAAAGAGUCCACUAAAAUGCAUUCGUAUUUUGGAAAUCGGAGGGGCAAUGGCGCCGCUUUGGCGGCAGUACUAUGGAAAUGUAUCGAAAUUGAUUUAUGUGGUGGACACCUCAAAUCUGUGUCAGAUAUCCGCAGCAGGUGUGCUGCUGUAUUCAAUACUAGCCGAGCCUCGGUUGCAGCGCUGUCGCAUUCUGCUUGUCCUUGCGAAGAUGGAUUACGCUUAUCGUCAGAUGCGUAACGAAGCCUUACUUAUGUUGCAAAUACAAAAACUACAAAAGGAAAUUCGACAGGAGCUAACAAUUGUAGAGGCCAGCGCAGUGAGUCAAUUGGGUCUGGAGUCCAUAUACGCUUGGUUACGGAUCCCUUAAAAAUGUGGCAAGAAUG